UUUUAGGCUAUCCCUUCAACACGCAACAUAUAUAUAAUCGUCUUCUUUGUAGCACUGGCUUUGACCACGUCCUCUGAGGACCCACAUCAUGUCUGUCUGUCCGUCUCCUCUUUGCAGCACUGGCGUCCGUCCUCGUCCUCUGUGUGCUGGUGAAAUACGAUCUGUUUGCUGGUGCAGCGUCAUCAUUGGUUCAAAAUAUGUUGGAUCGCUUAGCCAUAUAAUAGAUGGAAAUACGGAAAUGCUAGUUACUUAGCCCACAUCUCGCUCUCCUCGUCCCCACAAAUUGGCCACUGAUAUCUACUUUUCUCUUUCUAAGUCUACUUCCUUGAAAAAGAAGCAUCACCCAAAGGAAUUUAGGACUCUACUCAAGGAAGGAGCGCGCUGGCUCUACUCAUUCUUGUGGCAUGAUACGUCGGACGCCCUCAGGAGGUACUGAGAUAGCGCUUGCAAAAAUUUUUUGUCGAUAUUGGUGAGAGGACUACUUGAACUUGAAGAGGGACCUCCUGGCAUAUUUCCGCUCAAAGUUCCAGUAUGAGCUCAACAGAAUUGUGGAUAGUCCCUGGUGAGGGAACUGGGUGCAGGAGACUGACACCCCGACGCGGAAAGCCAAAGCAGCUGUACGCGAUUCGUAUUUUCAAGAAAGAACGAGGACCAUACGUAAGAGUAGAAGAAGGCUCGCUAUCAGUAUGGUCGCUUAGAGUCCAGUUGCUACAUGAAAAAAUAUGUUUACCACUUAUUCUCUUCUAAUCCUCAGUGCUCUUCUAGUGCCAUAAAGUCCAUGAAUCGGUCAUACUUAUACCAAUGCUUACAUAUUGACAAGAGUAUAUUCUAUUUCAGAUUGCACAGUCCUGAUUAUGAUCCUUCUUCUACCUUAUUAUCUCAACUUCUACAUACAUACUAGAGUUGAGAAGUAUUUGUUUGUUUACAACUCUCUCUGCUCUUCAUCUUCUUCGCCAUCGUAGAUACUCGAUUACGAAGAUAGAGCUGGUCGGUGUCUGCUUAGGUUUGAGCCGCAGCAUGAAGAGAGCUUCCGGAAUCGUAGUAUUCAAUCUCUUGUAUUGCACAAUAAACUGUCCAUAAAAGUUCCUUGGCAGCACUAGUGGUCUCGUCGUCCCACAUGCAGCUUUGGCAAAAUCCUAUGAUCACCUUCAGAGGAGACUGUGUAUCGGUGAAACUUGGUAAGAGCUGUUUGCAGCGUCCUAAAAAUUAUUAGCUCGUCAAAAGAUUUUCGAUCAUUUUCGAUUUCAUUGAGAAAGGAAAUACUUAAGAUGGCCUUUUCCUCGUAGUUCUCCUCCCAACGAAUUGCACAGUGAGAUCUACUUUUCUUUAAACUUUUUUCCUUCUAAUGUAUCUAUCAGUGUUUGUGCUCAUGAUCAUUUAUCAGUACGUUGGUUUUUGUCGCUAGUGAUGUACUUAGUUGCGACUCUAGGUAUCCGCACUGCUCUGUGACUAACUAGAUGACCUUCGACUUUCUGAUACAAAUAGUUGUACGUCAUCGUCUUCAAGGACACACUGCUGGAACUGUAUCAUCCCGCUGGUAGACUAGGAGAACUACGAGGGAGGCAAAUGAAUGAAUGUCUUCAUUCUUCAAAUUCAAUCAUCUCCUGUGUUGUCAAAAAAAAUGGGAAAUCGUUGUUGUCAUUCAAAAAAAACCAGGGAAGAUGGACUUCACACAAUCACAGGACCAGCACAUCAAGAACGAGCCUGCUCUAGCAAAGGAGCAAAAGAACAAAAGCUGUGUGCCCUGAUCGCGCAGCUUCCAGAUGACGACUCAGGAGUCGCGCAAAUCAAGGAACUACAACGAAAAGAAAGUUCACAGUUGUCUGUUCAAGAUUUCAAUGUGGUCGAUAAAGUUUCGCUUCCCGGUGCAUCGCUGAGGGCAUUGGGACCCGCAGUUCAUCUGAACAAACCCAAGCUGGUGACCGCUCUGCUCAAAGCAGGAGCUGACCCACGUCUACCCGUGGACAUGGCACAAGGUGGAAUUACGGCAUUGCACGUCGCCGCACAAGAAAACUGCAUCGAGGUAAUGAAACUGCUGCUAGAAUGGCGUACUCUUAAGGCUUGAACUUGAAGAUAAGUUGUAAGUACUUAAGAUAAAAAAGAUUCAUUCCCAGGAGCAAAGUAAGGCCAUUCUUUGUGUACUCCUCUACCAAAGUAAGGCUAAGACCAUUCUUUUUAGUACUCCUCUCCCUCCCUCUUUGUGCUUGGGGGAGGUCUGAAGCAAUGGACUCCAACUCCUGGAGAAGUGAAUUCUUGGUUUGAGCUCCUCUGACUGCAGCCGAAGUUUAUCUGAGCUUUGACCAUCGGAUUCCAGCUGCAUCUGUUGACAUAAACGCCCGUAUUGGCGGCAAGGCGAUGACAGAAACACCGUUGUAUGGAUAGUGUUUUUUCCAUCCUUUAUAUCCGACCACUUUGGCACCACCAGUGCUUAUAUUUUUUCAUCAAGGGAGGUGGAAAUUAAUGCGUAACAAGUACUGCCAAGAAUGCCAAAUAGAUGGUCUUCCGAGAACUAGAUGGAAGGAACAUCAAAUUCCUUUCUUCAUGCGUCAUAUCUAGCGGCGUGGCAUAAUAAACCUGAAGCUGUGGAAGUCCUACUUGAAGCAGGCGCCGAUUGGCGGUUGAUAGUUCACAAGGACCCCGGACAUACCGCCGUUUCAGCGGCUAUGAGAAUGGGAAACAUGGAAGUGUUACAUGUAUUUCGCAAGCAUGGGACACUACAUUGUGGACACGACCUUGAUAUGUGCCAGCCUACCUGUUCAUCUACUUACGGCCGCUUGUGAGUUGUAUAUUUUCGCCAUCUUCCCAUGUACUCCAUGUGGAUUAUGCUGAGUGGACUAGUCCCCUUUGAUUUGAAAAGAUGAAUAAACUAAGGGGGUAUAAAGGGAAAGAUAGAGGGUAAUUCACACAUUCACUUAAUAAUCACAGAUCACCGUACCAGGGAUAAUGAACUACAACCUGCUUUAAGAAAUCAUGCAAGCAGCCGUGCAAAAAAAUGGAGAAGCUGCUGCUCUUUGUCAAGAUGACGAAAUUAAUGGUGACAAGAAUGUGUCAAAAAAUUUUCUAGUGAGGACUCAAUUGGAAAAAUUAGUGAGUAGGGAAUACCGAAUCUAUCACAAACUUAUGUGCUCCCCUCACGAUGCUGCACUCUUAGAGCACAUGCGUAGGGAAGAGUCGAACCAAGAAGUCGAGAUGAUUGUUGAGAAGUGCAUCCAAGAAUUGACUGAUGAGCGGAAAUUGUGAAGGUUUUAUUCUUUCUGACACUUACACACACUUUCUGACACGUUUCUUCAAGAACUCGAAGAUAAUGCCAUCAC
Messenger RNA from Amoebophrya sp. A25, 3314 nucleotides. The record is from the annotation of a GenBank genome assembly. Lineage: Eukaryota; Dinophyceae; Syndiniales; Amoebophryaceae.